GGAAAUGAACUGUUUGAGGAGCAAAGAAGGACUCAAGUAAUGGCAAGGCAAUGUCUGCAGAAGCUGAUGCAUUUCCUAUCACUUCUUGGACGCUUUAGGACCCCUCUUAAGAUUGCUGCUUAUGCCAGGAAUACAAAUGUAGUGCGGCUUCUGCUUCAGCACGGUGCUGUUCUUUCUCAUCGAGACGAGAACGGCUUCACAGAUAUGGCUUAUCUUGAUGUCUUUACUCCUGGUUUUUCUAAGACACUGCAUGAAUACGUCAGAAGUAAAAGGACGGGAGAAUGCUCUGUAGGAGGUGCAGGAGGUGCAGCUGUACAUGAGAUCUCUUCCUCCGCAACGACUGCUGCCCCUCCCGUGGGAGCACCUGCACAGAGUGGAGCAGGUGUCUUGCCAGAAGCUGGAGCAGAGCAAGAGGAAGACUUUGAUUCCCUGUCUGAUUUUGAGACGGAUUCCGAAGGUCCAAUGGAACUACUUGAUGCCGUCCUGCUUCCAGGUGCAAAACAACAAGGAGCGUGUGCGCAUCCUGUUGCAGAGGAGCGCCACAAUGGUGUGUUGCCAGCAGCAGGAGCAGCACAAGAAGACGACGAUGAGUCCCUUUCUGAUUCUGAGACGGAUUCUGAAGGUCUAACAGAACUUCUGGAUUCCGUGCUGCUUCCAGGUGCAAAACAACAAGGAGCGUGUGCGCAUCCUGUUGCAGAGGAGCGCCACAAUGGUGUGUUGCCAGCAGCAGGAGCAGCACAAGAAGAAGAAGAUUUUGACUUCUCUUCUUUGGAUGAGGUACUUUGUCUUCCCGAGCUAAAGGAAUUGUUAUGCUUCUUAAGCCCAGCUGCUGAAAGGCAGUGUGAUGCUGCAGUGUUGCUGCGGAUUCCUCUCCUCACUGUCUGUCGGUCUGUGUUCUUGCUCGCUCAGGAUUUUGCACUGGAGAGAGAAGAGCUUCCGCUCAAGAAGGAGGCUUCAACACAAACCGAUGGUCAAGGCGACACUCAGGAAUGGGUCAGGUGGCUGCAGCAGGAGCUUGCCAGCGCUCUCAGAAAGUGCUCCCUGGCAGAAGCUUCACUUGAAGCUGAGAAGCGCCACAGCAGGGACCUGCAGGAACAGAAACUGCAGCUGCAGAAGGAACUGGACAGUUCUAAAGCUCAGCUGCAGGAACUGAAAGAGCGGCUUAUCCGGAACGAGUGUUAUGCCGAGUCCCUGGAGAGUGCCAUAAAGAACAAGGAGAGGGAGCUAACAGCUUCCAAGCACCUGCAGAGACUUCUGGUCACCUCUUCUGGAACUGCGUCUGUCCCAGAGCUGGAAGAACGCGUGCAGCAGCUCCAAGUUCGAAGGGCCAGGCUGGCAGCCACAGUCCAGCAACAAGCCAAGACUAUGGAAGCCCUUCAGCAAGACCUGCAAGCCUCUGCCUCACCACUGCUGAGCCUCCAGCGCCAUUAACACUGAGGAGAUGCCAGAGCAGAGGAAGUGCCGGUGCCCGAAAGCUGAGUGGUGACAAGAGAGAGGAAUGAAGCCUGCAAACCCUGACAUUCCAUCUUGUGCAGCCAUUGCCCUGCAUCUAGUUCCAGCUGUACUGUUGCAGCGUGCUGUUUAAUAAACUGUGUCGUCUA
This is a messenger RNA of Columba livia (rock pigeon), 1601 nucleotides long. RefSeq lists its product as uncharacterized. NCBI's taxonomy places the organism in Eukaryota, Metazoa, Chordata, Aves, Columbiformes, Columbidae. The coding region runs from base 40 to 1431 and encodes 463 amino acids. The transcript has 11 exons. Gene Ontology annotation, molecular function: protein binding. The record is from RefSeq and is a predicted model, not a curated record.